ACAACGAAUAUGGCUACAGUCACCGGGUAGUCGACCUCCUCCGCUACAUGUUUAGCCGAGAGAAGUAACACAAAAGGCCCCUCCUUGCUCCCCUGCGCACUUCGCCCUCCUGCCUUCGGCUCCCCCUCAAAGGAGGGCGUGCGUCUCUCGCGCCGCCGCCGGGUCAACAAUGAAAUAAAAACCAGAGUGCGCACAGCUUUGCCCUCUUGACUCUGCGCCGAUCACCUUGCGUUCAGGGCCAGGUUCAAGGUUCUCGGAUGAGCGAGGAGAGGUGGCGCUUGGCUCCGAGCCGGGUGAGAGAAGGCAAGAGUUGUCUGAACACCGGUCUUAAACCGUGUUGGGCACUGGAAGAACCUGCAGCAAGGCUGGCGCUGGGCGCUCUGACGUCACGGCGCGCGACGUACCAGGCCGGACUACAGUUCCCAUAAGGCCGCGCGCGGGCCACGGCAAGCAGGUGGGCGCCAGGCCCCGGUGCCGGCGAGGCCGACUAGACGAGACCCUUCGCUUGGCGAGUCCCGCGUUGGCGGGACCGGGCGGCUGGCGUCAUGACCCUGUUCCACUUCGGGAACUGCUUCGCCCUCGCCUACUUUCCCUAUUUCAUCACGUACAAAUGCAGCGGCCUGUCUGAGUACAACGCCUUCUGGAAAUGCGUCCAGGCUGGGGUCACCUACCUCUUUGUGCAGCUAUGCAAGAUGUUGUUCUUGGCCACUUUCUUCCCCACCUGGGAAGGUGGCAUCUAUGACUUCAUUGGGGAAUUCAUGAAGGCCAGUGUGGAUGUGGCAGACCUGAUGGGUCUAAACCUUGUCAUGUCCCGGAAUGCAGGCAAGGGGGAGUACAAGAUCAUGGUCGCUGCCCUGGGCUGGGCCACUGCUGAACUCAUUAUGUCCCGCUGCAUCCCUCUCUGGGUGGGAGCCCGAGGCAUUGAAUUUGACUGGAAAUAUAUCCAGAUGAGCAUAGACUCCAACAUCAGUCUGGUCCACUACAUCGUUGCAUCGGCUCAGGUCUGGAUGAUAACACGCUACGACCUGUACCACACCUUCCGGCCCGCGGUUCUCCUCCUGAUGUUCCUUAGUGUCUACAAGGCCUUUGUCAUGGAGACCUUCGUCCACCUCUGCUCCUUGGGUAGUUGGACAGCACUGCUUGCCCGGGCAGUAGUGACAGGUCUGCUGGCCCUCAGCACCUUGGCCCUGUAUGUUGCUGUUGUCAAUGUACACUCCUAGCUUGGCGUCCCAGGUGUUGGCGUACCUUUUUAUUGCCUCUCUCCAGAUUUUAGUGAAGUAAACAGUGUUUGGAAAGGUU
This is a messenger RNA of Arvicanthis niloticus (Nile rat), 1299 nucleotides long. RefSeq names its product transmembrane protein 147 (gene Tmem147). The record is from RefSeq and is a predicted model, not a curated record. Lineage: Eukaryota; Metazoa; Chordata; Mammalia; Rodentia; Muridae.